This is a messenger RNA of Dendrobium catenatum, 1083 nucleotides long. Its product is annotated as putative disease resistance protein RGA3. Bases 1 to 1083 code for a protein of 360 amino acids. Gene Ontology annotation, biological process: defense response to other organism. The transcript has a single exon. Lineage: Eukaryota; Viridiplantae; Streptophyta; Magnoliopsida; Asparagales; Orchidaceae. Gene Ontology annotation, molecular function: ADP binding. The record is from RefSeq and is a predicted model, not a curated record.
AUGUUUGAAGAAGUAAUUCUCGAAAAGACACAACCAUUGAGAUUAGAAGGCUUAGAGCACGAAGAAUGUUUGGAGCUCCUCAACACCCAUGCAUUUGCUGUAGACAAUCUUGAUGAUCAGAGAAAAUUAAAAUUAAAAUUAAUUACUGCUGAGAUAGUUAAAAAGCUUUCAGGGUCUCCUUUAGCAGCAAAGGUCAUAGGUGGUAUUCUGAAUUCUAAUUUGGAUGAAGGGCACUGGAGAAGAGUUUUAGAUUAUGUUCUGGAAAUUAUAAAAUUGGGUCAAAAUGAUAUCAUGUCCGUUUUAAGAUUGAGCUAUGUACACCUCCCGCAACCUCUAAAAAGUUGCUCCACAUUUUGCUCCAUAUUCCCACAAGAUUGUCUAUUUGAUAGAGAUGCUUUAGUCCGACAGUGGAUUGCAUUGGGUUUCAUUCAACCGUCUCAUUUUCAAGGAGAGACUAUGGAGGAUAUCGGAGGAAGGUAUUUUGAUGUUUUGGUUAAAAAAAAUAUCUUUGACGAGUUUGAACAAUACCACAAGAAGUGUUACAAGAUGCAUGAUUUAAUACGUGAAUUAGCACAAUCUCUUUCCAUAUAUGAAUGUUUAAGAGUUGAGGAUGGUGCAAAGUUGCCUUCUACAAUUCCUAAAACUCUUCGAUACUUGUCUGUUAACACUACAAAUCCUGACAUCAUAAAAAAUAUUGGGCAGUUUAAAUAUUUGCAUGCUCUUUUCUUGUCCUAUCUACCUUCUAAUCAGGAUAUCAGUGCACUUAUAGAAAUAUUUAAAGCAUCGAGAAGUCUACGCUUAUUAGACGUAUGUGCCCCAACCUUGAAAAUGAUACCUGAGGAGAUUGAAAAUUUGAUACAUCUUCGAUACUUAAAGAUUGAUAGUUAUGGUUUGAUUAUGCUGCCAAGAUCUCUAAGUAAUCUCUAUCAGUUGCAAUACAUUAUCAAUGAUAGGCAACAGAACACAAGCGAAACAAAAGGUGAUAAUUUUUUGCCCAGUGACAUUAAUAACCUUUCAAACUUACGUUAUGUGAUAUUGUUUGAGAAUUAUAUUUCAUCGAUAUAUGUGGGAUUGGGAAGCUAA